Physeter macrocephalus (sperm whale) is the source of this 2589-nucleotide messenger RNA. RefSeq names its product nuclear receptor subfamily 4 group A member 1 (gene NR4A1). Gene Ontology annotation, biological process: regulation of transcription by RNA polymerase II; cellular response to corticotropin-releasing hormone stimulus. NCBI's taxonomy places the organism in Eukaryota, Metazoa, Chordata, Mammalia, Artiodactyla, Physeteridae. Gene Ontology annotation, molecular function: RNA polymerase II cis-regulatory region sequence-specific DNA binding; nuclear glucocorticoid receptor binding; nuclear receptor activity. The transcript has 7 exons. Gene Ontology annotation, cellular component: transcription regulator complex; nucleus. The record is from RefSeq and is a predicted model, not a curated record. The coding region runs from base 233 to 2029 and encodes 598 amino acids.
GUUGCUAAUGUUGCAGUCUCUGGUGUGGUACCACCUAGAGGAUACCACCCCCGCCCCACUCCCGCCUCAGUCUCUGUUGGAUCAUACAGGUAGGGUGCAGCCUGAGGCUUGUUUAGCACAACAGGUGCAAACCACAUUGUUGCCAGGACCCGCCUGAAGCUGGAUUCUCCUUGCUCCCUCCUUCCACCCCGCCUCUUCCUUCUCCCUGUGCUUCCGGCCAAAGGCUAGAUAGAUGCCCUGUGUCCAAGCCCAGUAUGGGACACCAGCACCAAGCCCAGGACCCCGUGACCACCUGACAAGCGACCCCCUGACCCCCGAGCUCAGCAAGCCCACCAUGGACCUGGCCAGCCCUGAGGCGGCCCCCACUGUCCCCACUGCCUUGCCCAGCUUCAGCACCUUCAUGGACGGCUACACAGGGGAGUUUGACACCUUCCUCUACCAGCUGCCGGGAACAGCCCAGCCGUGCUCCUCGGCCUCCUCCUCAGCCUCCUCCACAUCCUCAUCGUCAGCCACCUCCCCUGCCUCUGCUUCGUUCAAGUUUGAGGACUUCCAGGUGUACGGCUGCUACCCCGGCACCCUGAGCGGCCCUCUCGAUGAGACCCUGUCCUCCAGCGGCUCUGACUACUAUGGCAGUCCCUGCUCAGCCCCAUCACCGUCCACGCCCAGCUUCCAGCCGCCCCAGCUCUCUCCCUGGGACGGCUCCUUCGGCCCCUUCUCGCCCAGCCAGACUUACGAAGGCAUGCGGGCAUGGACAGAGCAGCUGCCCAAGGCUUCUGGGCCCUCCCAGCCGCUGACCUUCUUUUCCUUCAGCCCUCCCACCGGCCCCAGUCCCAGCCUGGCCCAAAGCCCCCUGAAGCUGUUCCCCUCGCAGGCUGCCCACCAGCUGGGGGAGGGAGAGAGCUAUCCCAUGCCAACAGCGUUCCCAGGCCUGGUGCCUGCUUCUUCACACCUUGAUGGCUUGGGGAUGGUGGAUGCAUCCGUGACCUCAGCCAAGGCCCGGAGUGGGGCUCCGGGUGGAACUGAGGGCCGCUGUGCUGUGUGUGGGGACAACGCCUCUUGCCAGCAUUAUGGUGUCCGCACCUGCGAGGGCUGCAAGGGCUUCUUCAAGCGCACAGUGCAGAAAAAUGCCAAGUACAUCUGCCUGGCUAACAAGGACUGCCCUGUGGACAAGAGACGGCGAAACCGCUGCCAGUUCUGUCGCUUCCAGAAGUGCCUGGCUGUGGGCAUGGUGAAGGAAGUUGUCCGGACAGACAGCCUGAAGGGGCGGCGGGGUCGGCUCCCUUCAAAGCCCAAGCAGCCCCCGGAUGCCUCCCCUGCGAAUCUCCUCACCUCCCUGGUCCGGGCACACCUGGACUCAGGGCCCAGCACUUCCAAACUGGACUACUCCAAGUUCCAGGAGCUGGUGCUGCCCCACUUCGGGAAGGAGGAUGCCGGGGACGUGCAGCAGUUCUACGACCUGCUUUCGGGUUCCCUGGAGGUUAUCCGCAAGUGGGCUGAGAAGAUCCCCGGCUUUGCCGAGCUGUCCCCCGGGGACCAGGACUUGCUGCUGGAGUCGGCCUUCCUGGAGCUCUUCAUCCUCCGCCUGGCCUACCGGUCUAAGCCGGCUGAGGGGAAGCUCAUCUUCUGCUCGGGCCUGGUGCUGCACCGGCUGCAGUGUGCCCGCGGCUUCGGGGACUGGAUCGACAGCAUCCUGGCCUUCUCUCGCUCCCUGCACAGCUUGGUCGUCGACGUCCCUGCCUUUGCCUGCCUCUCUGCGCUCGUCCUCAUCACAGACCGGCACGGGCUGCAGGAGCCUUGCAGGGUAGAGGAGCUGCAGAACCGCAUCGCCAGCUGCCUGAAGGAGCACAUCUCGGCCGAGGCAGGAGAGCCUCAGCCGGCCAGCUGCCUGUCGCGCCUGCUGGGCAAGCUGCCCGAGCUGCGGACCCUGUGCACCCAGGGCCUGCAGCGCAUCUUCUACCUCAAGCUGGAGGACUUGGUGCCCCCUCCGCCCAUCGUCGAGAAGAUCUUUAUGGACACGCUGCCCUUCUGACCCCAGCCCGGGAACACACGUGCACUCUGUGCGCACGCUUAUACGCCACCCCACGUGCCUUUAGCCCACGGCCCACGGACCCCUGGAGCACCACCCCUCAGCCUGGGCCUGAGCUGCAGACUGGCCGCCCCUCCCCGCCACCUGCUCUGGGAGGUCGGCAGGGAGUUCAUGCCCUGGGGGAGGGGGAUGCAUUCACAGGGGUGACCCGUACUAUUUGUCUUACCCCCCAGCCCAGCCCUGGUCUUCAUGUUUUUGUAAGAUAAAACCGUUUUUAACACACACGCCGCCAUGCUGUAAAUAAGCCGAAUGCUGCUGUAAAUACAGGAAGGAAGAGGUUGAGGUGGGAGUGGGGUUUGGGAGGGAGGGACGGGCCCCCACCAGCCUCCUCCUACUUGCUGUCUCUUCCCGCCCUCCUUCCACGUGUACAUAGACUCACUCUAGGAGGAAGACAAGUGACAGAUUCUGACAUUUAUAUUUGUGUAUUUUCCUGGAUUUAUAGUAUGUGACUUUUCUGAUUAAUAUAUUUAAUAUAUUGAAUAAAAAAUAGACAUGUAGCUGAA